Rhodotorula toruloides NP11 is the source of this 852-nucleotide messenger RNA. RefSeq lists its product as uncharacterized. The coding region runs from base 1 to 852 and encodes 283 amino acids. The transcript is spliced from 7 exons. The record is from RefSeq and is a predicted model, not a curated record. NCBI's taxonomy places the organism in Eukaryota, Fungi, Basidiomycota, Microbotryomycetes, Sporidiobolales, Sporidiobolaceae.
AUGAGCGACAUGAAAACGACAACGCCGUACAACUCGCCCGAACUGCACUUCGACUGCCCAUCGAACGUGAGCAGCUUCGAGGUAUGGAAGGAGGCGACGCCGAUGCUGGGGAGGAAAGGCUUUCAGGCGACUGGAGCGGGGUGUACGGCCACGACGAAAUACAACGGCACUCACGCAUCUUUUGGAGGAGGAGUCGGACCAGACGGGGCGACCUGGGGUUGUUCCGCGGACGACGGCAAGACGUUCGUCUGGCAAUCUGUAAGCGGUCUGCGGGAGUGGACCUACGUGCAAUUAUGUGAAUGGAAGAAUAUGGUGCUAGAAGAACACAACCUGGUCAUCUCCAACACCCCAGCUGGCUCCACCACCAUCUUCAUCAGCGACUUUGCCGACUAUCUGGAGGAUAAGACUGAUGGGAAGACGACCGUCGUCGCUCAAUGGGGCACGACCUCCCGGCCAACCCCGACAGCAGUCGCCGUCGAAACCUCGAGCAACUCGACCGGCACGACUGUCAGCAACUCUUUCUCGACUUCGAUCGAAACGAACGUCUCCUCCUCGGCGGCUGGCUCAGCUUCGACAGCGACGCUACUUCUCUUUAUCGGCGUCGGACUCGUUCUGAUCGUCGUCAUUUGUCUCGCCCUCUGUCUGUGUCUGCGGACGAAGCCAAAGCAGUACGAUGCGGAUCAGGCGGAGCGAAGUGUCGGGCGACAACAGCGGCGGAAGACUCGCCGACGAAGCUCGGGCGCUCCCGCUAGUUCGGAGGAUGGAGACUCGCUGCUUGGGGAGGACAAGCGGGAUGCGUGGGACACAAGGUCGCGGCGAGAAGACGGUAGACAAGCAGGAUAUGUAGAUUAG